AUGGCCCGCAUCCCUGCCAUGUUUGGAGCGAGCAUCCUUGCCGGCCUAGCAUACAUCCAAUACCAGGCAGCCCAGGCUGGAACCUAUACUCUCAACGUCCUUAAAAAGGCUGGAGAAGCUGUCACCGAGACCUCGUCAACCAUGUUUGAGGGCGCGAAGGGGAUUGUCAAUCAAAUAGGACUCGGUUGGGAACGCACCAAAGAGGAGGCACACUUACCGGAUUGGCUCCAGCAGUUUUUCGAUAAAGGAGAGGAGUCUGGCGACGGAGGGGCUGGAUCGCAAUCGCCUAAACCAAACAAAUCUGCUGCAGGAGCUGCUGCAGCUUCUGGGGCCGCGAUAGGAGUGGAACAAUCGAGCGAAGACGAUGGGCGGUCGGGUGUGGAGGUGGCACGGGAUGAUCAAAUGAUGGUCUUGACAAGAAAAAUGAUCGAGAUUCGAAGCAUCCUCAACACCAUCGGUCAAGGAGGGGCUUUGACGCUACCAUCCAUUGUGGUUAUCGGAUCACAAUCAUCUGGGAAAAGUUCGGUUCUCGAGGCAAUCGUCGGGCACGAAUUCUUGCCAAAGGGCUCUAACAUGGUCACGAGGCGCCCGAUCGAACUCACCCUGAUUAACACACCGGAUGCAAAGGCAGAGUAUGGCGAGUUCCCUGCCCUUGGGAUGGGUAGGAUUACGGACUUUGCGCAAAUCCAAAAGAUUCUAACCGACCUCAACCUUGCUGUUCCCCCGGAGCAAUGUGUUACCGAUGAUCCCAUCCAGUUAUCCAUCUACUCCCCCAACGUUCCGGACUUAUCCCUCAUUGAUUUACCUGGCUAUAUCCAAGUAUCUGGCAAAGACCAGCCUUCUGAGCUGAAGCAGAAGAUCUCAGAUCUCUGCGACAAAUACAUUCAGCCACCAAACGUCAUCCUAGCAAUCUCCGCUGCGGAUGUGGAUUUGGCUAAUUCAACUGCCCUGAGGGCAAGCCGAAGAGUUGAUCCUCGAGGGGAGAGAACAAUCGGCGUCAUCACAAAAAUGGACCUGGUCGACCCCCGACGAGGUGCUGAAAUUCUGUCGGACCGAAAGUAUCCUCUCAGGUUAGGUUAUGUUGGCGUGGUAUGUAGGAUACCACAGUCAGCAGGCCUUUUCUCGAGAUCUGGCGUCAAUGUGACAAAUGCAAUUAUUAAGAAUGAGCAUGCAUAUUUCUCAUCACAUCCGUUACAAUUCGGUCCACAAUCAGAACUCGCCGUGGGUACAACCACGUUACGGCACAAGCUCAUGCACGUUCUUGAGCAAACAAUGGCCGCAAGUCUUGCUGGCACCAGAGACGCGAUCGUGCAGGAGCUGGAAGAAGCAACAUAUGAAUUUAAAGUGCAAUAUAACGACAGGCCGCUCAGUGCCGAGUCGUAUCUGGCUGAAAGCUUGGACAGCUUCAAGCGUUCUUUCAAGGAGUUCAGCGAACACUUCGGCAGGCCUCAAGUCAGAGCCUUGUUGAAAGAUGUCCUGGACCAGAAGGUGAUGGACGUGCUAGCGAAGAGAUACUGGAACAAACCAGUAGAGGAUCUGUCCCCAGUCCAGCCUGAAGCAGAUCCGUUGUCUGAAUUGCCCAAAGCUGAUCCAGGCUCACUGUAUUGGCAACGCAAACUGGACGCUUCAACGUCCGAGCUGACCAAGCUUGGUGUUGGGAGAUUAGCGACCACAGUGGUGGCGGCAGAAUUGCAGAAUCAUGUCGACAAAUUAAUCGCCGCCUCGACCUUUGCUUCGCAUCCAUAUGCUCAGCGUUCGAUUGUAGACGCGUCAUCAAGCAUAUUGAAUGAUCGAUUUUACAGCACAAGCGAUCAGGUCGAAAAUUGUAUCAAGCCAUUCAAAUUUGAAAUUGAAGUCGAGCCUAAUGAAUGGAAUAAGGGACGCGAAAAUGUCGGCCACGUGUUGAAGAAUGAACUGAAAGCUUGCGAAGCUGCACAAAGGCAAUUGGAAGACAAUAUCGGCAGGAGAAAACUGAGAGAUGUGAUGGGAUUCAUCGACCGAGUAAGGAAGGGCGAAGUCAUCCUAGAAGGCGAUGGGACGGGCGGUGCCGGUGGCUUUUCAGCAGCUCUUCUUCAAAAGGGUCGGGAAGCCGUCUUCCUCCGCGACCGUGCCGAUAUCCUCAAGAUGCGCUUGAUGGCGGUCAAAUCCAAGCAAUGCGCGAACCUCAAAAACAAAUACUACUGCCCGGAGGUCUUCCUAGAUGUCGUCGCUGACAAGUUGACUUCGACAGCGGUGCUCUUCCUCAACGUUGAACUUCUCUCGGAAUUCUACUACAAUUUCCCCCGCGAGCUGGAUCUGAGGCUUGGUCGUCAUCUGGAGCCGAACGAAAUUGAGCAGUUUGCAAGAGAAGACCCCAAGAUCAGAAGACAUCUCGACGUUAUCAAGCGGAAGGAGAUGCUGGAGUUGGUAUUAGAGAAGAUCGAGAGUCUGAGGCAGUUGGAGGGUCGGACGAAGACGCAGCAGGCGAAAGCGUCACAGACCAAGGAGAAAGGGCGGUGGAGCCUGUUUUGA
Molecule: messenger RNA, 2511 nt
Organism: Fonsecaea erecta
Lineage: Eukaryota; Fungi; Ascomycota; Eurotiomycetes; Chaetothyriales; Herpotrichiellaceae
Exons: 2
Coding region: 1-2511 (836 amino acids)
Cellular component (GO): cytoplasm; membrane; microtubule
Molecular function (GO): GTPase activity; microtubule binding; GTP binding
Source: RefSeq, a predicted model, not a curated record